AUGCUUCCGGUUCACUGUUGGCUGUUGUCAAACCAUAGACAGUAAAAACGGCUGAAGCAAGUUUAGUUUUUUUAGCCAUACGGGUUUUUUCGGAUAUGUCUCAUGCUUUGCGGACACUCGCCACUGGAGUGUUUAGCGUGCAGAGAUCUGUGACCGUCCUGUCACUCUUGCGUCCGGUGAGCGCCGUGAAGAUCCGCGGACAACAGCGGAGCCGCAGCGACGGAGUCAAGGACAGAGAGACUCAGCCGUUUGACGAGUCCCUCCUUGAGUUCCUUGUGUGUCCACUGUCCAAAAAACCUCUGAGGUAUGAUGAAAGGAGCAACGAAUUAAUAAAUGAAGAGCUUGGUAUUGCAUAUCCCAUCAUCGAUGGCAUUCCUAACAUGAUCCCACAAGAUGCAAGAAUGAUCCAUAAGAGCAAAGCAACUGAAAACCCCUCUGAAUCUUGAGUUUAUAAAGCAAAUUUGUCAUUAUUCGUUUUCUGCCACUAUGUUUUUCUCCUUGUCUACAGUGACUGUUCUUGUUCCACUGAUAUCAUUGUCUGGACUGUUUUACUCGGCAGCCAUGGAUGACAAUUUCCCUCAAGGCUGCACGAGUGCAAGCAGUGUGUGUUUCUACAGCCUGCUGUUGCCAGUAACAAUUCCCGUUUAUGUUUUCUUUCACCUUUGGAAGUGGAUGGGUAUCAAGCUGUUUAGACACAAUUAAGACUGCAGUUUCAUUUUUCUUCCCACAGAAUAUUUUAAUUGUACAAAUUAUUGUGAACAAUUCCUGCUUGUAAACACAGUGGAUAUUCAUAUCUAUGAACACUGAAAAACACUGAAGCGAACAAUGUAAAAUACUGAAUAAAACUGCAUAUAACAAA
This is a messenger RNA of Carassius auratus (goldfish), 859 nucleotides long. It is a transcript of the gene pyurf, whose product is annotated as PIGY upstream open reading frame. Bases 96 to 446 code for a protein of 116 amino acids. Gene Ontology annotation, cellular component: glycosylphosphatidylinositol-N-acetylglucosaminyltransferase (GPI-GnT) complex. NCBI's taxonomy places the organism in Eukaryota, Metazoa, Chordata, Actinopteri, Cypriniformes, Cyprinidae. The transcript is spliced from 2 exons. The record is from RefSeq and is a predicted model, not a curated record. Gene Ontology annotation, biological process: GPI anchor biosynthetic process.